Messenger RNA from Anneissia japonica, 2381 nucleotides. RefSeq names its product vacuolar protein sorting-associated protein 26B-like. The transcript is spliced from 9 exons. NCBI's taxonomy places the organism in Eukaryota, Metazoa, Echinodermata, Crinoidea, Comatulida, Comatulidae. The coding region runs from base 124 to 1068 and encodes 314 amino acids. Gene Ontology annotation, biological process: retrograde transport, endosome to Golgi; intracellular protein transport. The record is from RefSeq and is a predicted model, not a curated record. Gene Ontology annotation, cellular component: endosome; retromer complex.
CAACGAUCUACGGGAACGCCAUGUUUACAAAUCCACAACAUUGAUGAUCCAUCUCGCUGCUCGUUUACGCUUCCGUAAAAAUAUUGCAGAAACUGUUAAUUUGUUCAUUUUUUUUAUUCAAAAAUGAGUUUCCUGUUUGGAGGAGGUGCAGAGAUUGAUAUCGUCCUUGAUGAUGCUGCUUCCCGCAAGCAAGCAGAGAUUAAAACAGAGGAUGGAAAAAAAGAAAAGUUAUUUCUCUUUUAUGAUGGAGAGUCUAUCUCAGGAAAGGUAAAUGUGACAUUAAAAGGCAAAAGGCUUGAACAUCAAGGAAUAAGAAUUGAAUUUGUUGGGCAAAUAGAGUUAUAUUAUGAUAGAGGAAACCACCAUGAGUUUACAUCGUUGGUUAAGGAGCUUGCACGGCCAGGGGAGCUGGCCAACUCCAUCAGUUACCUUUUUGAGUUCCAGAAUGUGGAGAAGCCAUAUGAAUCAUACACAGGAGCAAAUGUUAAACUCAGAUAUUAUUUGAAAGUAACAAUAACAAAGAGGCUGACAGACACAACCAAGGAGAUGGAUAUUUUAGUGCACACUCUGUCCCACUAUCCAGAGGUGAACUCAUCCAUCAAAAUGGAAGUUGGUAUAGAAGACUGCUUACAUAUAGAAUUUGAGUAUAAUAAAUCCAAGUAUCAUCUGAAAGAUGUGAUUGUGGGAAAGAUAUAUUUCUUGCUUGUGCGGAUAAAAAUAAAACAUAUGGAACUGGCAAUUAUCAAACGAGAAACAACAGGCUCAGGGCCAAAUACUUUCAAUGAAAAUGAAACCCUUGCUAAGUAUGAAAUCAUGGAUGGUGCCCCUGUACGAGGUGAAUCAAUUCCAAUCAGGCUGUUCCUAUCUGGUUACGAAUUAACGCCCACAAUGCGUGAUAUUAAUAAGAAGUUCUCAGUACGUUAUUAUCUCAACUUGGUACUUGUCGACGAAGAAGAAAGGAGAUAUUUUAAACAACAGGAGAUUGUGUUGUGGCGGAAACCAGACAAAUUGAAGAAACCUGUAAACUUGCAAAAUGCAGUGAAAUCAGCGAGUACUAAAAUGGAAUGAUGGACGAAAGGAACUCUAAUGAAAAAAAAAAACAUCAACACUAAACUAUGCGUAUUGCUCUUGGGUGGUAAAGGGCAAAUUUUUAAAAUUGUUAAUCACUGAAUUAGAAAUAAUUGUAUUCAGGUAUUGGUUCACAAUUUUGAAAGAAAAAAAAACAGCAUAUUGGAGAAAUUCACAAACCAAGUCAGAGAGUUUACUGUGAGGGUUGGUAUAUGUUUUGUUUUUGAAUGGAAAAAAAACCAAUCUUUUUUUAAAGUUCCACAAACACAUGUCUCUCACAACCCUCAGUGUUAGGUGUUGGUUAAGAAUAUUCACAUCAGGAGAGUCAUGUUUAGAGUAUAGCAUAUCGAAAUACUACAUCGCUAUUUGAAACAUCCAGAUAAUUAGGCAUCAAUUUUAAGUACACAAAUAUUAGAUGGCUAUCUGAUAAAUUAAAAGAAUUAUUUCAACAUUCUUUGGUUGGAAUUUCUAUAGGAUCUGACAUUGUCUGUUCGUGCUAUCAAGUUAUAUGUGACAAAAAUCUUUGAUUUGACCGUAUAAUUAUGGGCUUGAUUAUGUCAUUUUACAUCCAUAUUUGGGGAAAUCAUGGGUACUUGUCACAUAAGACCGAGCUUUUUACUGACUUUGUUUAUCUAGAAUCCUGAAAGCUGUGUCAUUAGUCAGUACAAGAAAUAAGGGUGCAGAUCUGUUUUGAAAGUUGAGGGGAAUCUGCAUACUGUAUAUAUGAGAAAGCAAGUGAGUCAAAUAUUAGAAAUAAUGAUAUUUUAGUUACAAGAUUAUUCAUUGUUUAGGUACUUGCUAUUCAAAAGGAUGUACAGUUGAUUUUAAGUGAAAACAAAGAAGGUGCAGAGAUUGAGGUCUGUGACAGCUUUAGCAUUACAUGAGCACUCUAUGGUAGGGUUGCCAAAACAUGGCUGGCAAGAUAACUCCUUGAAAACAUAGCUGCUAAGAUAACUCUUUGGGGUUAAACGCAUUUCUUCUUUCUUAAGUGCAUCUAACAAGUAGAACAAGGCAUUUUUCUCUUCUCCAAUCUUGGUAGGUCUGCCCAAAUAACUGGAUUUAUCUAUAAACUUUAUCCUAAUUUGCGCCUUGCUUUAUAUUUCAAUAAUCAGUUCUUGUACUGACGAUUUUUAGCUGUAUAAUUAGUAUAAUUAUCUAUACAUUUUAUUACAUUUGUGAAAAGGAUCCAACAGCAUCAUUAUAUAGGGCUCAUGCAUUUAAUUCUAUUGUCAGCUAGCAUUUAGAAACACCCUCAUGUAAGUGUCGGCUCAUUUUGAUGUUGGUUUGAAGUAAAUAAAAACUAAUAUAAUAAA